Helianthus annuus (common sunflower) is the source of this 1512-nucleotide messenger RNA. RefSeq names its product MATH and LRR domain-containing protein PFE0570w-like. The record is from RefSeq and is a predicted model, not a curated record. The transcript has 2 exons. The coding region runs from base 1 to 1512 and encodes 503 amino acids. NCBI's taxonomy places the organism in Eukaryota, Viridiplantae, Streptophyta, Magnoliopsida, Asterales, Asteraceae.
AUGGGUCUUGAUGAGAUUGGAGACUUUGAUUUUGCAAGUAAUGUUCAAGUGAAGAAUGUGGAGAAUAAAGUUGAUGCUGUUGCAGCUGAAAACAAAAAGGUGGCAGACCGUGAAAAGAUUCUCGAGAUGCGUGUAAAGAAAUUAGAGUCUGAAAACAAAUCUUUAUUGAAGAAGAUAGAUACAGAUCAGUUUGAAAUCGAUAUCUUGAAAGUGAAAGUGGCAGAGCUAGAGGAAGAAAAGGCACGCCGGAACGAACAAAACAAGUAUUUUGAGCUGAAAAACAAAGAACUUGAGGCUGCCAAGGCGUUGAAAGAACAUGAAUUUUAUAUGAUGAACAAAGUGAUAGAGAGUAUGAUCGGAAAGUCAAUAGAGCAAAGGUUUGAGGAAAUUCAAGUAGAGGAAGUAAGGGCUAAACGUCAAGCAGAGAUAGAUGCUCAGUUGAGAGAUAAGGGCAAGGGUGCUGAAGGCAGUGUUGCAGUAUCUGAAAGAUCGAUUGUUCCAUCGGUAGUUGUUGAAAAUCAUGUUCCUAUAUCUUCUGUGUCAGCUAUUUUUGAAGAAGAUGUAUCACUUGAAGAUAUUGCGGCUGAUAAUGAGGAAGAUGAUGACGAAGACGAUGACGACGAAGGGGAUGAUAAUAAAGGGGAUGACGAUGAAGAGGAUGAUGAUGAUGAAAAAGUGUUUUUGCGAGGAGGUACAUGUGUUACUACUACCGAAGCAUCAAAUGAAAAGACUGUUGAUGAUUACAUGAAUGAUGAUGCGAAUGAAGUUUCAGAGGGAGCUGAUGGAGAGGGGGAGCAUGUAGAUGAUCAAAGUGUUGAUCAAGUUGAAAAGUUAAUUCUUCGAAUCGAGCCUCAUGUUGAAGAAGGUGAAUUCAGGCAUACUUAUACAUUGAAUGAAACCCUGAAGAUGUCUAAUGUAAAUGAAGACGAAUUCACGUUUGAAUUUGAAGAAGAACUGAAUGCGUUCGAUAUCAACCAUCAACCAGAGUAUGAAUACAAGUAUGUUGAGGAUGCAGAUGUUUAUGAUAGGGUUGAGGUUGAAGAUUGCUCUGAUGAAGAGGGUGUUUCUGAAGACACUUCUGAAUUUCCAACACUGAUGGAGUUCUUUAGUGAAGAAAAUAGAGAUGAGCUGAGGAGGAAAGUCGCUGAGAUACUGAAAGAUAAGAAUUUCGAUGGUACUCCAAAAGAUCUUCAGAAAGAAGAACGUCAAAAGUGGUUCAGAAAUAGUCAUGAAAGGAAGUUCAAGAGACCGUUGAAGUAUUAUCAAAGAGAUAGAAGUAUUUCACUGGGAGAUAUCAUUAGCUGUGGUUUUCUACCUCAUGUUACUGGAUAUGCGAUUAGAAGAGAAUGCGGCGUGCAGUAUUUUGAACGCUUGCAUGAUAUUAUGUCCCUACCGUGGUGGGAUGUAGAAGAGUUAUCGAAAGUGAGAACCUUAGGGUAUCCUGUGAGAAAGAAUGAUGUAGCUAUGUGGGGUUACAUAAAGUUCGAAUCAUUGAAGAAUUUCAGACACUAG